CAGGAAGUGAAAAUUGGUUAGAAAAUAAUAACAAUAAUUAUUUAUUGUGAAAUAUAUUCGUAGUGAAGUUUCCAGUAACCCAUAAUAUUCAUGUAUUAGAAGUUUACGGUAUGCUGCUAUGGGUUGUACCUCAUCGGUUCCUACAAAUAAAGAUGAAAAUACAGCUAAUAUAACCAUAAAUAUUAUAGAAGCUACAAGUCUUGGAGAUUUCAGUGAGUUAGGUAACAAAAGGGGAAGCAGCUCAACCAAUCAUAAGAAUAGUGAUACAUGUAAAAAUGGCCAGUCCAGUUAAACUCAGUGAAGUCGUUUUAACUGGUCAUAAAAAUGAUUUAGCUUUUAUCAAGAAAUUAGCAGAUUCGUUGAAAGCUGGUAAUCUAGAUGUCUGGUUCCAUGAUCCGUCGAGUAAUGAAAGAGGCGCAGGACAAAGAAAAAGUCAAGCUAUUAUGGGCUGUAAGAUUUUUGCACCAGUUUUAAGUAAAGAUUCUGUCCAAGAAAAGAGUUUUAGUGAUGAACUAGCUUUAGCCUAUAUUUCUAACUCUGCUAUUUUCCCUGUUGGUCUGAGUUCAUUCCCUGAGAUAUCAGCUGUUUUAGAUGUUGGAUCGAAGUUAAUUUUAGCUCGAAUUAAUUGGAUAUUUGUUUGUGAAGAUUCUGAAUAUAAUGACAGCAUCAGUAAUUUGAUGAAGAGUGUAAAUCACCAACUUGAAUUAAUGAACAACAUGGAUACAACAGUUGAAAUAGGAACCAGUAACUUUAUUGAAACUCACGGCAUGGUAAUCAGCGCCAAUCAAUUUACUCACACAAGCAACGACUACGAACGAGCGAUUUCACCGCCCAAAUCCCCGGAGGUUCAGGAUACUCAAACUGUGGACUUCUGGGAUCUCCAUUUCAAGAAUAGAACGCAAGUUAAAUGGACGGAAUUCCGGGACAAGUUUCAACAAGACUACAACAGUAGAAUCGCGGAGCUGUUUACGGAGGAUAAUCAGAAGUUAUUUCGUAAUUUAAUGUAUCAGGACAUCUUUGAUUUGCGUAAGACCGUCGAACGAAAAGUUUACGAUAAAUUCUGUAAUGAUAAUCCCUACUCGGAUCCUCACUGCUUCUUUAAUCAGCUACAGGAAUACGUCAUAGCUCACAUAUCGUUACGUCAAGUAUUCAACAUGGACAGUACGCUUCGAAUCACUACCAUUCAAAAUCUAGGUAAUUUUUCGUUUCCAGCGAUUGUUCGUGGUUUAACAGAUAUGUUAAAAGAUGAAGAUCCAAAUAUUCGUGCUGUGGCCGCCAUUGCUUUAGCUAAAUCAGGAAAGAAUCGUCCAGAUACUGUGUAUAAGUUUAUGAUAUUUAUAUUUUAUAGGAAAGAAUCGUCCCGAUACUGUGUUUAA
Patella vulgata (common limpet) is the source of this 1376-nucleotide messenger RNA. RefSeq lists its product as uncharacterized. Lineage: Eukaryota; Metazoa; Mollusca; Gastropoda; Patellidae. The transcript is spliced from 8 exons. The record is from RefSeq and is a predicted model, not a curated record. Gene Ontology annotation, biological process: signal transduction. Bases 276 to 1376 code for a protein of 366 amino acids.